GCUGACCUUGGCCCACAAGCUCGGAGGAGGGCAAACCCGACAGCGAUCAAGUUGGUGGAUUGAAGGACGCAAAAACUUAUCGACCACUACAUCGAGGCCGUACCGGUGCAUUUCGCACCUCAUGCAUGAGAACCAGUGAUGUUCGACAUUUUGGACACGGACUUCGAUAUCAUUUUAGAAAUGCCUUGGCUUGCAAGUGCGGAUCACAAGGUCAACUUCCACCGACAGACUCUUACCGUCCGGGACGCCUUCGACGUCGAGGUGCCAUCUACUAUUCCUCUUCCGCACCCUUCAAUCCGGUGCCAAGUGGUGACGGCCAAGUCAUUCCGGACUACUAAUGCUUACGAGCAGCCCGAUGAGAUGGGCCUAUGUUUCCUACGAACCAUCGCGGUAGACGACUCUUCACCCACAGACUUGUCUUCGGACCCCCGUGCGGUGCGGUUGCUUGACGAGUUCGCUGACAUCUUCGAGUCACCUACCGGUGUGGUGCCGGAACGACCGAUCUCUCACGACAUCAUUCUUGAGGUCAGUGCCGUGCCGCUGAAGGGUUGCACUUAUCGCAUGAGCGAGGAGGAGCUUACGGUCCUUCGCGCACAACUCGACGACUUGUCGGACAAGGGCUGGAUCCGCCCUAGUAGCUCCCCGUAUGGAACGCCAAUUCUCUUCGUAUGGAAGGAGAACAAGGAUCUACGAUUGUGCAUCGAUUGCUGCAAGCUCAACGCGCAAAUCGUCAAGAAUGCGGGGCCUCUUCCUCGUAUUGACGAUCUCCUUGAGCGACUUGGCGGCGCAAAUAACUUUUCCAAGUUGGACUUGAAGUCGGGCUAUCAUCAAAUUUCAAUACGCCCGAAUGAUCGCUAUAAAACCCCAUUCAAGACGCGGUACAAGCAUUUUGAGUGGGUGGUCAUGCCUUUUGGCCUCACCAAUGCCCCAACGACCUUUCAAGCGGCAAUGACCAACGAGUUUCGUGCGAUGUUGGACCGGUUCGUGCUGGUCUACUUAGACGACAUCCUCGUCUACAGCCGGACAUUCGAGGAUCAUAUUGAGCACCUUCGACGAGUGUUGGAGACGCUCCGCCGCACCAAGUACAAAGCCAAUCGCAACAAGUGCGAAUUUGUCCGGCAAGAGCUGGAAUACUUGGGCCAUUUCAUCACACCGGAGGGCAUCAGUUCAUUUUCGAACAAGAUUCAAGCCAUCCAAGAGUGGCUAGAGCUGCGGAACGUCACGGAUGUCCAUUCGUUUCUUGGCCUUGCCCACUACUACCAACGUUUUAUCAAGGGAUACUGGAAGAUCACGGCUCACUUAACCAAGCUUCAAUGCGAGGAUCGACCGUUCGACUUCGGUGAGGAUGCGUGGGAAUCAUUUUUUGCCCUCAAAGUUGCGUUACUAUCCACGGAGGUCUUGCGCAUCUACGACCCACUAUUGCCAACGCGAGUCACUACGGAUGCGUCCGACUAUGGCAUUGAGGACGUCCUCGAACAACACGAUGGCAUGGACUGGCACUUGAUCGAGUACCUUCAGCAAGAAAGUGCCCAUUAUGCACUCAAUCGAUGAUGCACAAAAGAAGAAGCUCCUAGCCUUCGUCCACGCUCUCAAGCAGUGGCGACAUUUCCUCCUUGGUCGAAGUCAAUUCCGAUG
This is a messenger RNA of Chara braunii, 1635 nucleotides long. The record is from the annotation of a GenBank genome assembly. Lineage: Eukaryota; Viridiplantae; Streptophyta; Charophyceae; Charales; Characeae.